AGGCUGGCUUCAAACCGCGAUCUCUGUCUCUGAGUAGCUAGGAUUACAGUCGUGAGCCACCAGCGCCCGGUUUGCAGAGACCUUUUUACUCUGCCCUAGACUAGAUCUGAGUCCGUUCUGAGCCCUUGAGGUAUUGUCUCUUCUACAUCUCCAAAGGCUGAGGCACACUUUAGAAAUGCUGCCCAGCCUCAAGAGCUCAGACUCCUCUGCCCUGACUUCCACAGCCCCAGAUGAGCCCUGCCCUGUCUGUCCACAGGGCGGACACGCAGCCACCGGCCUCAGCCAGCACGAAUGUGGUCGUGCGGCACGACGGCGCGGUGCGCUGGGACGCUCCGGCCAUCACGCGCAGCUCCUGCCGCGUGGACGUGUCAGCCUUCCCGUUCGACGCGCAGCGCUGCGGCCUGACGUUCGGCUCGUGGACGCACGGCGGGCACCAGCUGGACGUGCGGCCGCGCGGCGCCUCCGCCAGCCUGGCGGACUUCGUGGAGAACGUGGAGUGGCGCGUGCUGGGCAUGCCGGCGCGACGGCGCGUGCUCACCUACGGCUGCUGCUCGGAACCCUACCCGGAUGUCACGUUCACCCUGCUGCUCCGCCGCCGCGCCGCCGCCUACGUGUGCAACCUGCUGCUGCCCUGCGUGCUCAUCUCGCUGCUCGCGCCGCUCGCCUUCCACCUGCCAGCUGACUCCGGCGAGAAGGUGUCGCUCGGCGUCACCGUGCUGCUGGCCCUCACCGUCUUCCAGCUGAUCCUGGCGGAGAGCAUGCCGCCGGCCGAGAGCGUGCCACUCAUCGGAAAGUACUACAUGGCCACUAUGACCAUGGUCACGUUCUCGACAGCACUCACCAUCCUUAUCAUGAAUCUGCAUUACUGUGGUCCCAGUGCCCGCCCAGUGCCUGCAUGGGCUCGGGCCCUCCUGUUGGGACACCUGGCAAGGGGCCUGUGUGUUCGGGAACGAGGGGAACCUUGUGGGCAGUCCAGGCCACCCAAGUCAUCCCCCAGCCCCCUUCCUCUUACUGGUCCCCCAGCAGGCCCUUGCCGUGAGCCAUGGUGUCUGUGCCACCAGGAAGCCCUCCUACACCAUGUAGCCACCAUUGUCAGCACCUUCCGCAGUCACCGGGCAGCCCAGCGCCGCCAUGAGGACUGGAAGCGCCUAGCUCGUGUGAUGGACCGCUUUUUCUUGGGUGUCUUCUUCUCCAUGACCCUGGUUAUGAGCCUCCUGGUACUGAUACAGGCCCUGUGAGGGACUACGAUUGGGUCGCUGGCACCUGCUGCAGCCACAGUACCUCCAGGCAGGGAUGGUAAAGGCCAGGUGGUUGUUGGUCCUCAGGUAGGCCAGCCAGUCUCUCCCAGCUGCUACUAAGAGUGGGACACUCUCUCUAGUCUCUUCAUGAUUGGCACUACUGACUUCACAGUCCAGGAGGAGCCUUUAUUCUCUACCUAUCCUAACUAAGGAAGAUCCAGAGCCUGCCACUCCCCUCACUCCUAAAGAGGAAGAACUCUAAGAAGGAUCAAAAUCAAAGAAAGGUUUGGAGGGCAAGAUCAACG
Molecule: messenger RNA, 1543 nt
Organism: Castor canadensis (American beaver)
Lineage: Eukaryota; Metazoa; Chordata; Mammalia; Rodentia; Castoridae
Source: RefSeq, a predicted model, not a curated record